Molecule: messenger RNA, 2448 nt
Organism: Cylindrotheca closterium
Lineage: Eukaryota; Bacillariophyta; Bacillariophyceae; Bacillariales; Bacillariaceae
Source: the annotation of a GenBank genome assembly
AUGGGUGGACAAUACAACGGGGGGCACAAAGUGCCAACCUUUGCUCCGAAUAGUGAAACUGAAUCACUAGGCUCUGGCUCUGAUUUUGGUUUGGCCAUGCCGCAGGGAUAUCAAGUCAAGACAUCUCCCAAUCGUCCAACCAAUCAAGCUGAUCAAAGACUUCUCAUGCUGGCCAAGCAUCCGAAUGCCACUAGUGGCGACAUUGAAAGUGCUAUGCAACAGCAGCAACAGAAGCAAAUGUUGCGAAAACAGCAGCAGCAGCAAUUGCAACAACAGCAACAACUUCAACAGCAACCGCAAUUACAGCAGCAGCAACAAUUUCAACAGCCCCAGAGGCCACAGCAGCAACAGGUAUCCUUUCAAACGGUACCUCCACAGCCAACGCCGGUGAGGCAUACCCCUAUUAGUCCUCCUCCUCAGUCGCAAGUUCAACAAGGGGGAUUUACAGAACCAUGGGAAGAAGCACCAGCACCCAAAAAGUCUGUAAUUGGAAAGUUUGUCUCGAAAAUCAAGCCGGAUGGUCCCAAAGAUGACGAGUCGAGGGACAAUAGUUAUGCCAACAAUACAUAUUCCAGUGAAAAGACCCGCAAGGUUUCCAAUAUCGAUGAAAAGGCCAGAGCGAAACGACUGAAAGAAGAGGCCAAGAAACAAAAGAAACAAGAAGCGGCCACUGAUGGAUCUCGUCCUUGUUGCUAUUGCCUCUACAAGACCAAGACUGGUCUGUUUAUAUCAUUUAUCAUUAUUGCCAUUCUAUUGGCUGCAAUCUUGACCAUGGCCUUAGGAUAUGGAGAUGAACUCUUUCAAAAGGACGCCGAGAUUCAAGAAGACUUUGACAAUGUGGACGAAGUCGAGACGUGGAUUCCCCGACCCAUUGAUAGCGUUGCGGAUACUGCCUUUCCAUCUCUUUCUCCUACAGUCGACGACUCGGACAAUGGAAAUUCAGGCAUUAUUCCCACGGAUGCCCCAGUCCCCACGCCGCCACCGACGACCAAGGAACCCACCACGGAACCAUCGACCAACCCAACAUUUGCCCCAGUAGUUGGUCCAACUCCCCGACCUACUCCCAACCCCACUCGAGUGCCCACUCGCAAUCCAACUCGGGCUCCUACCAAGGUACCCACCACCCAACCUUCCAAAGUCCCGACUAGUGCUCCAACGAAAAGGCCAACACAGUCACCCACAAGGACACCAUCAACGAGUCCAACGACUAGUCCCCCUACUAGCCGGCCAACCGAAUUGCCGUCCUCAUCUCCCACUUUGAUUCUUCGUGAUUUGGCGCCACUGGGUUCCCCUCUUGUCGGAACUGCCAGUGGACAACGAUUUGGAUAUUCCGUGUCAUUGUCCGAAGAUGGCAAUGUCAUGGCAGUCGGGAUUCCCUUUGCGACUGCUUUGGGUGCCACACAAGCUGGAAUGGUUCAAGUCUACGAAUGGACUGCCAAUCGAUGGAAUGUUCGUGGUCCAGUCCUCACGGGCCGUAACACGGAAGACAAAUUUGGUAGUGCCAUUACCAUGAGUGAAGAUGGAAGCUUACUGGUAGUCUCGGAACCCAACUUUGAAGGCAGUGCUGGGACCAAUGCUGGCAAUGUCCGAACCUUUCGCUACAAUAGCAUCUCCAAGAAUUAUCUUCCGAUUGGAAGAGAACUCGAGGGACUUGCUGCGGCGGAUCGCUUUGGCAUUUCCGUCAGCAUGAACAAGAGCGGCACUCGAUUAGUGGUUGGUGCUCCAUAUCACGACAAUAGUGUCGACGAUCGACGUUUGGUUUCGGGAGAAGUGCAAACAUAUGCAUUGGUCAAUGAAACUUGGGAACCCAUCGCCUCACCAUUGGGGGGAGAAGCCCAUUUUGAUUGGUUUGGCUGGAAGGUCGAUCUGAACGAUGACGGAGAUCUUUUAUGCGUCGGAGCACCACGCAACCUUGAAUUUGGUGGAUACGUCACGUGCUAUGAAUUUGCUAGUGGUAGCUGGAACCGAUUGGGCAAUGUGAUACGGAACUUUACGCCUACACGUUACGAUGACAAUUUUGGACACUCUCUUCGUGUCAAUGGAAAUCGUGUGGCUAUUGGAGUACCUGGACGAAAUCACGAUAUCCGUACUCAAGAUUCUGGAUUGGUUGUCGUCUACGAAUACGACUCGGCGACGAGGUCAUGGAAGCGUUUGGGAGAUACAGUCAAGUUUUCGGAUCCUAGCCGUAGUGACCAAAUGGGAUUCUCAGUUGAUCUGGAAGGCAAUACCCUUGCUGUGGGCUCUCCAGGAAGAAAUUCCCGUGGUCAAGUGGAUUUGUACUACUACAACCCGGCCACGAAUGAGUGGGAAGCCAAUCCAAGUCCUCUAGCGGGAAGCGGUGGUUCCACAUUCGGAUUCUCUGUGGCCAUGACGAGGUACCUGGCUGUUGGCAGUGCUGCCAGCAACGGACAAAACACCGGACAAGUCAAUGUCUACCGACAGAUCUAG